Molecule: messenger RNA, 969 nt
Organism: Seminavis robusta
Lineage: Eukaryota; Bacillariophyta; Bacillariophyceae; Naviculales; Naviculaceae
Source: the annotation of a GenBank genome assembly
GCCAUCAAGUGGCAGACCGAUGACCAAGAAACUCCUGAGUCCAGUCAGUCCCUUGUGAGUUGGCGCGUCCACUUCCGAGUUUUGCAGUCCAACCACCCAACCCUUCUCACAAUCUAACAAUCCAACACUUGAAAAACCAUUCUCCACAAAACAAAUAAAACAAAAUGAAGUUCGUUGCUGCCAUCGCCCUUUUCGCCACUUCUGCCACUGCUUUCAGCCCCUUUGGCGGAGCCGCCAAGAAGGCCCCUGCUGCUGUUGCACCCCCGGCUUUCACUGUUGAAACCAUCCCUGGAGCUCUGGAGCCCAUGGGUAUUUGGGACCCUCUUGGUUUUGCUGCUAAGGCUGAUGAGAAAACCCUUAAGCGAUACCGUGAGGCUGAGCUCACUCAUGGACGUGUUGCUAUGCUUGCCUCUAUUGGUUUCUUGGCCGGAGAAGCUGUUGAAGGGUCCUCCUUCUUGUGGGAUGCCAGUGUGACUGGUCCUGCCAUCUCACACUUGGCUCAGGUGCCCCCUCUCUUCUGGGCUCUCUUGGUCACUGGAAUUGGUGCUGCUGAACAAAAGCGUGCUGAAAUUGGCUGGGUUGAACCUUCCAAUGUCCCUGUUGACCAACCAGGCUUGUUGCGAGCUGAAUACACCCCUGGUGACAUCGGAUUUGAUCCCCUUGGCUUGAGGCCUGAGGAUCCUGAGGAACUUUUGGUCCUCCAAAACAAGGAACUCCAGAAUGGACGUUUGGCUAUGCUUGCUGCUGCCGGAUUCAUGGCCCAAGAGUUGGUUGAUGGAAAAGGAAUCAUUGAGCACCUGACCAACUAAGCAGCAAUACAAGCGGCAAUCAUUUGAUCAAUCUUGUGCCGGUGUGGCGUGGUCAACCCGCAAAACUCUGUACAUAAAGCAAAAUCCGGGAAGACAGUGAUCGCAGCCACUACAGUGUUGCGAACGUAAGAGGACGUACCACAUUAGAACAAAGCUAUAC